CAGUCUUCAAAUAUUUAACGCUCCCAUUCUUUGGUACUUUUUCCCAACAUUCAAUUCAAUUCAUUCCGCAACACCAAAACACAUUCAUUGCAUUCGGGUCGGAUCUCCCGACCCAUGGCGACAACCCGUACCCUCUCAGACCCCACCCUAGAUCUCCAAUCCAACAGUAAGCUAAACCAGCACCAAAGCGCUUCUCUCGACUACGAGACCGGCGGUUCGGACCGGUCCCGGUCCAGCUCGUUCCACGCCAGGCCAAACUCGCCCGCCACUCCGAGUCGAUCCCGUGCGGCGGCGGCGGAGGCGGCGUCGUUUUGGGAUCUGAAGGUGAAGAAGCGAAGGGCUGCGAAAGCGUGGUACAGUCGAAAGCGAGUGAAAGGAGCUGUGGCUCUGAUUGGAUUGGUGGCUUUGUUUUUCUUCGUCAAUUGGAUUAUGCUUUUGCGAUUGCAGGAUCGACGGCCUGAUCCUGAUUCUAAAACUCGGGUUUCGGAGAAUUCGGUUUUGGUUCAGGAAAAUUUGACAAAGUAUGCUAAAGGUAAAAGACCACAGAAAGGUAUUUACGGAAGGUUGUUGGCUUUGGCUGCCCAUGCCUUGGCUGAGGGAGCGAAUAAACGUGAGCCAAAAGAUUUGUGGCAGGAGCCAUUUGUUCCUGCUUCUGCUUGGAGACCUUGUGCUGAUCAACGUAACUGGGAACCUAGUGAGGGAAAUAAUGGGUACAUUUUGGUAACUGCAAACGGUGGGAUUAACCAGCAGCGAGUUGCUGUUUGUAAUGCUGUCAUGGUCGCGCGUUUACUUAAUUCAACUCUUGUUAUUCCCAGAUUUUUGUACAGUAGCGUAUGGAGAGAUGCAAGUCAAUUCAGCGAUAUCUAUCAGGAGGAGCAUUUUAUUAACUACUUGACUCCUGAUAUUCGGAUAGUGAAGGAACUUCCUAAGGAUUUGCGGUCAUUAGAUUUGGAGGCUAUUGGUAGUGUUGUGACGGAUGAAGAUAUCAUGAAAGAGGCAAAGCCAAGGUUUUACUUGAAGAUGAUUCUCCCUAUUCUAUUUAAAAAUAGAGUUGUCCAUUUUCUUGGAUUUGGGAAUCGCUUGGCAUUUGACCCUAUACCGUUUCAGUUGCAGAGACUUCGAUGCAGAUGUAAUUUUCACGCUCUGCAAUUUGUUCCUAAAAUACAAGAAACUGGUGCUUUGCUUCUUCAAAGGUUACGCCAGCAUGCAGGUGACACUGGGCCACUGGAUCAUUAUCUUAUUGGUCCAUCUGCAGUAUCAAAUAAGAAGGAAAGCAGAAGUCGUGCUAAGAAACCUUCCAGAUAUCUAGCUGUACACCUGAGAUUUGAAAUUGAUAUGGUGGCCCAUUCUUUAUGUGAAUUUGGUGGUGGUGAAGAAGAGAGACAAGAGUUGGAAGCAUAUCGUGAAAUCCAUUUCCCUGCAUUGACACAGAUCAAGAAGACCACAAAGUUACCUUCUCCUGCAGAACUCAGGUCAGAAGGCCUAUGUCCUUUAACUCCAGAGGAAGCAAUACUUUUACUUGCUGCUCUUGGUUUCAAACGUAAGACCCAUAUAUUUGUGGCAGGUUCACAAAUAUAUGGAGGUCAGUCAAGAUUGGCUGCUUUGACCAGCUUGUAUCCUAAAUUGGUUACUAAAGAGAAGCUGCUUUCAUCAACUGAACUUGAACCGUUCAUGAAUUUUUCAUCUCAGUUAGCUGCCCUGGACUUCAUAGGCUCCACUGCUGCAGAUGCAUUUGCUAUGACCGAUUCAGGGAGUCAGUUUUCAUCUUUAGUGUCUGGGUUUCGAAUAUACUAUGGUGGAGGGAAAAUGCCAACAAUACGGCCAAACAAACGCAGGCUUGCAAGCAUCUUUUUGAAGAACAACACUAUUGAAUGGCGUGUGUUUGAGCAGAGAGUGAGGAAGGCAAUUAGACAAACUAAACACGUCCAGACAAGACCAAAGGCGAGGAGUAUUUACCGGUAUCCACGAUGUAAAGAGUGCAUGUGCAGGACAGACUAAUGCAUUUCGUUUUUUUAUUUUUUAUUUUUUAUUUUUUUAUUUUUUAAGUAGACUAGGGUAUUUUCUGUGGUUCUAAUGUUAAAAUACUAAUUGUAAUUUAUAACAUUCAUUGUCAUUCUUUUGUUAUGAUUCAGGCUUUGUGCCGGUUAUAGUUUAAACCAUUGAAUGUUCAUUA
Messenger RNA from Quercus robur (English oak), 2173 nucleotides. Its product is annotated as O-fucosyltransferase 15. The record is from RefSeq and is a predicted model, not a curated record. The transcript is spliced from 10 exons. Lineage: Eukaryota; Viridiplantae; Streptophyta; Magnoliopsida; Fagales; Fagaceae. The coding region runs from base 115 to 1998 and encodes 627 amino acids.